Molecule: messenger RNA, 1934 nt
Organism: Eurytemora carolleeae
Lineage: Eukaryota; Metazoa; Arthropoda; Copepoda; Calanoida; Temoridae
Product: F-box only protein 44
Exons: 7
Coding region: 1-858 (285 amino acids)
Biological process (GO): SCF-dependent proteasomal ubiquitin-dependent protein catabolic process; glycoprotein catabolic process
Cellular component (GO): SCF ubiquitin ligase complex; cytoplasm
Molecular function (GO): ubiquitin protein ligase activity; protein binding
Source: RefSeq, a predicted model, not a curated record
AUGUGUGUAUUAGUUGUGAACAAUAUAUUAUUCGAAAAGGUGUCUCGCGUAUCUAGAACCUGGCGACAAAUUAUCCAUAAUCCAACAUUCUGGAAGAAUAAGUUGACCCAUGAUAGAAUAGAUAUUCCUAGAAACAUUCUCUUAAACCCGGAGCUAGGUUGGCGAUUCUAUGCUUCAUUGUCUCGAUGUAAUCAUUACGAAACAAACUUGAUACAGAACGGUUGUGGAGAGGAAGUAGAGGUCUUAACAAUCCAUCAAGCGAUAGAAUUAGAAAAUAAUGCCGAGGACUUGGACUCACCCUGGCCUGACUAUCCUCAUUGGACGGUCUUAUCUUCAGGUGGACAGGGGUGGACCCUGGAAAUGCUUGGAAAUGACACAAAUCUAAAAGGCUUGACGCGGAAUGCCUGUUUUUCUACUUCCUAUAAUUCCUGCACUAAGGAACAGAUUGUUCAUCUAUGUUUUCCGUCUCGGAUCCUUGAUCAGUUCCAACCGGAUAUCCGGAUAUCAGACUGGUACACCAAGUCCCCGGGUCACGGAGCAAUCUAUGAACUCAAUGUAUGUAUCCUCGAUGGUUGUGGAAAUGUUCUGGGCAAGCAUUUCAGUUUUAGGGAAAAUAUUGACCGAACCGAAGAUGACCGUUGGCGGAGAAUAUCUCACACCUUCUCCCGCUAUGGUGUCGGAGCUCGCUACGUCAAGUUCUACCACGGCGGAAUGACCCAGGAUAUGGAUAUGGAGGAGGGUUGGUACGGCGCCAAGAUGACCGGAAGUACGGUCCAGGUCAGCUAUCCGGACACCCAAGUCACGCAGCAGCUGUUCAAGUGCACUUGCAGAAGAGGUCACGCAAGGUUGAGGGAUUAAACUGAGAGAAAACGCUCAUUUUUGUAUCGACUUUAUUCCCAUCCUUGCAUACACAAGAAGAUUUGCAUAUCCUAUUCCUGGCCUUGGACGGAAUAAUAGAUUUAUUUUGAAAUGUGUCAACUGUAAAUGGAUGAAUUAUGAUUUUAAUCCGAUCAUUUAAUUUGAGAAAAAAACCAUCCGAAAUAGUUCUGUGAUCGAAUUUAAUGAUGUUGAACUAGGUUGCUGAAUAACCAUCGCUGGUUCAAAUCCUGAAUCACCGAUUUAAAAAGAAGAAUUUGAGGAUAAGGAGUUAAAUCUGUGAUUUUAAAUAUUUAGGAUUCUAACGACUGUAGAAGGUUCAGCGACCUCCCCAAUUCAUUAAUUUUGAUCUUCGAAAAUGUUCUUAUCUCAAAAAUGUUUCGUUAACAACCAAAAUUCCAGUUUUCUCAUCUUCAUUUUUGGAUCCAUUGUGAAUAUCUUUUCUAAAUUUAUCGUGAUCAAACAUUGGAUUUGACUCUUAUUUUGCCGACACAUUUCAAAAUUAACGGACAAUCCCUUUAGAUUCCCGCCUACCCUUUCCUUCUCUGCCGAUAGCUUCUUCCAAGUUAUUUAACUUUCACAUUUGCGAAAUAUUUUGCACAAAUCAUAUCAUUUUCAGACAUUGGUCUCGAACACUCCAUAUUCUUCUUGCCUUGGAUAUAAAUCAAUAGUUGAAGAAAAUAUAUAUUUGUAUUUAUAUACAUUUACAUACAUUACUUUACAUAAUUGUUAUGUAACGGUGCCUUUAUUGUUGUAAGUUCUAUUACUCUGUGGUCCACUUGUUUACAUGCAGUACAUUACUUGUUGUACAUUUCUUUAUUCUGUUCAGUGUACAACUCAAUUUGUAAAUUGUACAAUCAUCAUUUUUUUUAAAAAAGCUGGAUAUUUUCUAUAAACUCGCCAGGAGUCAAACUAGUUUUGAUAAUACGUUUAUGAAAAUUUUGGCGCUUGUCGCCACUGCCUAAACUUCCCUUAACUGUAUUUUUUAAGUGAAGAACGCACAUUGAUAAAUUAAUAAUAAAUUAAAGCAGGUUGGCAUUGACCCACCAACUCUAUAA